GGCAUACCACGAACGGGAGCCUUCGCAUGCGCUUUAUUCCAAAAAAACCAUCAGCCAUAUUGGUGUGUUGUAUCGCUGUUCUCAGUAAUCCCGAAGAUCAGCAAAGGAGAUAAAGUGCAUCAUGACGGAUUCCAUGAAAUUUGGCCCAGAAUGGUUGCGCAACAGAUCAGGAGACAGUUGCAAUACGGGUGGUGGUAGUGGUGGAGGAACCACAACUCUUAGUACACCCCGCUAUCAAUUAGCAGAACAUAGAUAUGGUCGGGAAGAAAUGUUGGCCCUGUACGAUCGUAAUUGCAAACCACCAGAACCAUUGACAACUUUUCCAACGUUGUAUGUGGAGAAAGCUCAGCCUCCAUUGGCACUCGUACCAAUGACAGAGGAUGAAACGCGUAUGUGGAACGGAGGGAUAACUAAUAUCGGUGGUCGUGGAAGAGGUAGCAGUGUAGAUCGUGGACGUGGUAGAACUGGAAGAGGAGGCUUGUAUUCGUCUCAUUAUUCACGUGGAGUCGGGUUUGAUGACUCCGGCGAUGGGAUACGAAUCGAGGGUCAAUCAUUCCAGGGAAGAAACAGACCAUUCGAUAGAUCUCAAAGCGAACGCGGCUGGUCAGAAAGAAACGGCGCUUCAGAUCCAGGAGAAUGGAAUGGAUCGACUAGUCCUAGAAAAGAGCUAAGUCGUGGGACUAGUGGUAGUUCGCUUAUGGAGAGUAAUUGGAGACGUCAUCGUGGAAGCGGAGAAGAUGAUGACAGUUGGCGCAAGUGGGGGAGAAGUAGUUGGCGCGAGGGUGGCAGUAUGGAUCGGGAUAGAUUGGAUCGAAACGAAGGUGAUGGUGAAGAGGGUAGAAGUGGACCAGGAAGAUGGGAGCAUCGGGGAAAUCACAGAUCUUCCCAUGAUUCGAGUCAUCAUCCACCACCUCGUACCGCUCGCACUUGGGAAUCGAAUCAUCAUGAUAAUCAUGAUAAUCUUCCUGAGUGGGCAACGGAGAAUCCAAGUGAGAGUGGUAGUUUCGACGCUUCGGGCGCAUUCCACGGUGGGAUGUAUUCAGAUGAUGACGAAGAUGGUGCGGCGAGUGCUUCCCAGCAAGGCAGAACUCGACGCGUAUCGGAAGGAAGUGCUUCAAACAUAGUGAGAUCUAAUAGCAAGCCAUUAGCUUUCGGCACAGGUUCUGUUCAAUCCUUGAAUCGCCACACGAGUAAUACCAUAGCCAGCACAUUAAGUAAAGAACGAUCAAAACCGUUAGAUUCACUCGAAGAUAAGGAUGAUUCUAUAGGAAAAGAAAGGAGAUGCAAUUCACCUUCCGUUAAGCCGAUUACUGUACCACUAACCGAGAGUAUUCCGACAAAGACUUUAGCGUCCUCGGAUCUCUUGCAAAAGAAGACUAUCGGAUCUGCAAAUAUGGAUAAAGUCGAGACUUUAGGUGAAAAACCUAAUGAACCUCUGACCGGAAUUCACGAUAAAGAGACCGUUCAGACGGAGGUCAAAACAGAAUCGCAAAUAACUGUGACCAAUCGACAAGUUCCUCUGGAGCAUCCGAAACUCACACAUAAUUCGGGAACAGCUAACGUCAGGCAAAGAACGGAAGAUGAUCUAGAUAGAAUGAGACAGGAAGCUGAUGCUUUGGUAGCCAAAUUAAUGGCGGAUGAAGAAAAUCACAAGGAAAAGACAGCCCCUGCCAGUGUCCCACCUGUAAUUGGUAACCAACCUUCUGCGGUUUCCUCCACGGGUAAUCAGGAAAAAUGGUUUUACCGUGAUCCACAAGGCGAAGUCCAAGGACCAUUUUUAGCUACUGAAAUGGCCGAAUGGUGCAAAGCUGGAUAUUUCAAUACGGGAUUAUUUGUAAGAAGAACUUGUGAUGAAAGGUAUGCUACGCUCGGUGAUUUGAUCAAAAUGUACGGAAGAGUACCGUUCACGCCUGGCCUGCCAAUACCUCCAUUAAAGUUAGCAGAUCAGGUGACAAUUCCACCUGUUCCUAAUACCGUACCGGCUGGAUUGGCUCCUGGUACUAUACCGAAGGCAGGAUUAGAAGAUCCAUUGCUGUUGAUGACAUAUCAGCAUAUGCAGUUACUGCGCAAUCAAAUGCUAUUUAGGCAGAUGAGAUCAUCAGCAAUAGCAAAAUUGUCACAAUCGGAGCACUGGUCUACGCUGACUCCUGUGGAACAGAAUCAGCUGAUUGUACAAUACCUCAUACAAGACGGAAUGCAGGAAAUUCCGGAAGUACCGAUAACGACAAAUCCGUUUGUGCCUCAUCUCACGUCUCAGGCGGCUAAUCCCGUUAUGCAACUUUUCACUCAGAUGCAGCAAGCAAAGACGCAACCUGAGACUCAUUUACCAACGAAUCCACACACGACCGCACCGGCCCAUCCAGUCACAGUAGAUCCCAUACAGCAGCUCAUCCAACAGAUGGGCGGCAUGCAGAACUUGCCUACUAUGCCACAGCCAAAUAUCGCUCCGCCUCCCACGCCGACGCAAGAGGACAAUCCGAUAAAAUCUUUGCUACGUCAACUCAAUGUCAACACUAACGGCCAUCCACAAGUGCCCCACAUGGACACCGUUUGGCCGCAACCUCCACCGCAAAUAGUUCCUCAAUUUAAUGCGCAGAAUUGGUUAGCGCAGGUCGGACCCAUUCCUGCGAUGCCACCAGGACAAUUACCUGGUUCUUUGUGGGAUUUACACGCUAAAGAUAUGAAAACUGAACAACAGAUUUUGGAAGAACAGAAUCUUAAGUUACAAGAAGACAGGAAAAAGGAAGAGUUAAGAAAGCAGGAAGAAUUGCAGCGUCAAGCAGAAGAAGAAAACGCGAAGAGAAAGCAAAAAGAGGAGCAAGCUAGACAGGCUGAGGAGGCAAAACGUAAAGACGAGGAAAGAAAGAGAAAGGAAGAAGAGAAAAAACGAAAAGAGGAAGAGAAACGCAAGCAGGAAGAAGAACAAAAGAAGAAAGAAGAGAAAAAACGUAAAGAAGAAGAAAAAAAACGUGAGGAAAAGAGAAAACAGGAAGAAGAGAAUUUAAAGAAGAAGCAGGAAGAGGAAAGGAGAAAGCGGGAAGAAUUUAAGAAAUUAGAAGAAAAACAAAAGAAAGAAGAAGAGAAGAAAAAGAAAUUAGAAGAAGAGCAAAGAAGACAGGAAGAGGAGAGACUCAGAAAAGAAGCGGAGGCACGGCGACAAGCUGAAAUAGAAGAGCAGACACGUCGUGCGGAACAACGGCGAAGAGAAGCCGAGGCAUUGCGUAAACUUCAAGAAAGAACUAAAUCUCCAUGGGCCCAGGCUCCACGUGCACUCGCUCCCGCUACUCAUACUGCAUCACUUGCCGAGAUCCAGAGACUUGAGAGAGAAAAGAAAGCGGAAGAACAACGGCUUCAACAAUUGAUGCAACAACAAUUGGCGCAACAGAAAGCGGUAGAAGCGGCGCAGGAAGCAUCAGUAAUCGAUUCUUCAAAGCGAUUGCAAUUUAAAUGGGCGGAGAAAGCUAUUGCCUCCAGUAAACCACUCCAGGUGAAAAGUCUCGCGCAGAUUCAACAAGAGGAGCAAGAGCGCAUCGCUAAGGUAAAGCAACAGGAAAGAGAACGAUUAGAAAAGGCUGGUCAAAAGGAUGCUGCAAGUAUGCUGCAAAAUGCUGGGAUAUGGGGCACAGCAUCACAAUGCUUGAGCUGGGCUAAUUCGGGCACAUCUAGCAGUCAGGUAUGGUCUACGAAUUCUGGCACUACUGGUUUUUGGGAUCCUACACCCAUCAAGACGUCUACGACUAUGAAGCAGCCGGCUAAACAAGCUACGAUCGUGAAACCUGCCCCUACUCAGCAGCAACAGCAGCAGCAGAAUAGUAAUAAUAAAACGUCUAAGAGUAAGAAUAAAAGAGAAGAGGAGCUAGUGAAGAAAUUGUUUGAACAGAACACUGCCAAGACCGACGAAUUCACGCAAUGGUGUAAUAAAGCAUUGAGCGGUAUACAAGCAUCUGUGGAUAUCCCUACAUUCGUUGGAUUCUUACGAGACAUCGAAUCGGCGUACGAAGUUAAGGAAUAUGUACGCGUUUACCUUGGAGAUACCAAGCAGAGCACAGAAUUUGCCAAACAAUUCUUAGAAAAACGAAGCAAGUGGCGAUCGGCGCAACGACCUCAGGCACAAGCGGACGAUCUGUGCAAGCCAGCACCUGCUAUUAAUCCAAACGCAUCCACAGAAUUUCAAGAAGUUAAGGGAAAAUCCAAGAAACCAAAGAAAGGAAAGAUGUUCAAGGUGGACAACAGGAUUCUCGGCUUCAGCGUAACUGCUGCUCCUGAUCGUAUUAAUGUAGGUGAUCGCGAUUACGGUGAAGGCGUCUGAACUGUUUCGCCAAUUUACCUCGUGGAAAUGAUGCGACGCUCGAUUCAUUAUACGGUUCGUUAUUUAUUUAUUGUACAUGCCAAACCGGUGCAGAGAAAACCCACCGCGGGUACUCUUCUUAAAAAAAAUAUAUGAAGGUUUUUUAUAACUUAACACACGAGAAAAAAGAAGCUCAUCCCUUCAGAAUCGAUUGUCGAUAGCAGUCUUUGUUUAAGACUGACUGAGCGUGGCGUUAUUUUCUUACAUGAAUUACACGAAAAAAAAAAACUCCAUUGUACAUAUUACUCAAAGAAAGAUAUUUCGAAAGAAAGAAGACGGACUUACUCUUUUUCCUAUGUACGCGGCAAUUAGGGUUGGAAACUUUUAUAACAUUUCAUUCUCGCCAUCGUCACUUGAAAUAUACAAAAAAGAGAAUAAAAGGAGAGAAAAGUAUGCCGACCGAUAAUAAUUGUGCAUGCGGAAAUGUGGCAGUCAAUAGCAAUAUGUGUAUGUUAAAGGUGUUCAAUGAAAAAGAAGUAAUGUUAGAACGUGUGCUUGGUAUCGUGAAAAUUAUGGUCUUUACGUCAAGUACUGAAUAUACGGUGCGUCAGAAUAUACGGUGCGUUUGUCCUUAUCGAAUCCUAUGGAUUUUUGCUUCAUCGCAAUAGUCGAGGGAAAAAAAAAAGAGAUUUACUUUACAUUAUAGUCGCAGCAGAUCUCGCAAAUGAUUUAUUAUGCAUUUCAAGAAAAUUUUCACCUUUUAAUAUUUCUUGGUCAUAAUAUUGCAGUAAUACUCUAAGUAAAACAUACAUAAUAAUUGUAUGCAAAAGGAUGCGACACACAUUAUAAUAACAGAGCAAAGACUAAUAUCAUACUUUGGAAUGAUGACGAGAAAAGAUGGUGAUUUAAAAUGAUACUUUCCUGAUAUUACGAGGAUUUAUGAAAUAAACUUAGCGAUUGAGUAUAGCAUUCUCUGAUAGAAAAACUUUCAUUUUCGCAUUAGUACUAACAAUAGCGAUUAAAAAUAAUAUUCAUAAUCCUUCCCACUAAUUCCUCAAAGUAUCACACAUGAUAGUACACAUGAUAUCGGCGUGACAUCUUGACUUAGCACUGAUUACUGCAUGUGUGGAUCUCAUUGUCGUCGGCAUAGCCUUCUUCUGUAUAGUCGAUUGUAAACAUUCAAAAACACUCAAAAAUUUCACAGAAAACUUAAAUGCGAUACAUGCAGAGUGAAAAAAAGAUAUCUCUUUUGUGAAGUUUUUAUUUAAGUAAUUCUGUAAAUGUUGUAGAAGAUCCGUAUAACUCUUUUUAGCACUUUAAGAACAUUCAUUUUUGUUCUCCUGAUUGGACUAAUAUGCGUUGGGCACAGAUAGGCGACUUUGGAUAAGCGUGGAAUGUUGUGACAGAUCUGACCACUCGUAUUAUUAUUAUUAUUAUUAUUAUUAUUAUUAUUAUUAUUAUUAUGAUGGUUGUUAAUUAAGGUUCACUGAUCUUCUCUUAUAUAAGAAGAUAGGAGAAGAUCAUAGACCCUUACAUGAAAAGAUUUAUGUAUAAAUAGAUUAAUGUACAGAAUAAUAGUGAUGAUUAAAUAAACCGAUAAAAAGCGAUAUAAUAA
This is a messenger RNA of Pogonomyrmex barbatus (red harvester ant), 5903 nucleotides long. Its product is annotated as GIGYF family protein Gyf. Gene Ontology annotation, molecular function: protein binding. The record is from RefSeq and is a predicted model, not a curated record. NCBI's taxonomy places the organism in Eukaryota, Metazoa, Arthropoda, Insecta, Hymenoptera, Formicidae. Gene Ontology annotation, cellular component: cytosol.